Mercenaria mercenaria is the source of this 1235-nucleotide messenger RNA. RefSeq lists its product as uncharacterized. The transcript has 4 exons. The record is from RefSeq and is a predicted model, not a curated record. NCBI's taxonomy places the organism in Eukaryota, Metazoa, Mollusca, Bivalvia, Venerida, Veneridae. The annotation marks the transcript as partial.
UGGAUAUUACGUAGAAUAAACAAUGUCAAGUAAAGACAAAGACUUCCGGUUGGUCACACUAGUUGUAGACGUCUGUCCCUUACCACUCAGAGAAUUGUUUCUCAAAUAUGCUAAGUCUGAUCCUGGUCCAGGUGUGCCCUACAGUAGUCUCGACAACUACAUGCUUUUUCGCAAACAAGAUGUUGAAAACUUAAUGAAGUUGCGCCCAAAAACGAUCAGAAAAGACCAAUUUGACAUGAUAUAUCCAAAGGCCAACGAAGUAGAAUGGGAUGUAAGCCUACUGUCUGCGCUUUUGCUGGGACUGUUUGGCACGAAGGUCCAGGGCACAGAAGAAAGCUUAAUCAGAAUUAUUCGGGAGACCCGUAACAAACUCCAACACAAACCUGGAAGUUUGACUACCACUGAUACGGUUUUUGACACAACCUGGAAGGAAAUAGAAACAGCGAUAACGUCACUAGCCCUGAAUGUAGGUGGACCAACUUACGAGGCAGAAAUUAAAAACCGCAUUGAUGAAACAAGAGUAAACAAUCUUCCCAAACUAGGUGAUACACUGAAGAGCUGGUAUGAAAAUACUUUACACAGUAUAAGCGAAACUUACCGUAUACUUGAGGCGACCACUGAAAAGCGCGAAACUAAAACAGGUCACACGAGUAAAAGGAUGAAAACAGUGGAUACAAUCCUCCAGAAACUUCGAGAGCAGUUCGCCCAGACGUUUUAUCGUGAGCUUCCUGAUGACUACGCCCAACCUAAUGAAGCUUCAACAAUUCGCCAAAAUCUCACGCACGACCACCAUGUAACCAUUUGCGGCUAUGAAAAAAGCAAAUACCUGGCUUGUGCUCUUUCGGUUAUUGCUGAUCUAGACUACGAUAGGUCAAGAUGUGUUGAAAUGACAAAGCCGGGAGAUUGGAGACAUGUUGACCCUGAAGAAGUAGACCUGAUUCUAUAUCACGAUCCGUUUUCUCUGUCUGUGACGGAAAAGAAAAGAGAAUUAUUUGAUGUUUUCCAAGCAUUGAUGGACGUCUCAACUACAUCUGACGACCAAGCAAGAAUAGAUGUUGUUAUUGUCACGGAAAGGUGCAAACUUGAAGAAAACGGUGAUUUCAAAUGCCACGAUAUUUUCGAAAACAUGGUUGUCCUUUACGAACCGACAAAUGAAAAAGAACCUGUGGAUCUUGCAAAACACCAGAUACAUUACAAGAGAACACAAAAAGACAGCGUUCUCAGAAAUAUGAUAG